AUGGACCAAGAUACGCCCCAAGAUACAAAGCACCUACUCUUGGAGCUGCUUCUGGACGACGUGGGCGACAAAAUCGACAAUUUCGAAGCACAACUGCUGCUGAAGGAUACAAACCAGCCAGCCGGUAGGCUAGAAGAAAUAGAUCCCGAUAGGGGGGUGGCACUUCAUAUAUGGAAAGCCGAAAUCGAAAGACAAAGAGUCAUAUUGAGUGACUUUCGCAUGGCCACAGCUCUGUCGCUAGGAAGGGAGGCAGAAGAGACACCGUUACCCAAAGAAACAAAGACAUUCACCAAACUUAUCUCUACCGCUAUUCAGAAGCUAGUUCACUCUCUCAAGAACAUCAUGCGUUCCAUCAAAGUCCUGGGUUUGGCCGACUCCCAGCCCGAGGUCUGCACAUCCUGUAGAGAAGUCUGCAGCGAAAUCUUCAAAACACAAUGUUCCCACUUCUAUUGCAAGAAUUGCUUAAUCCGCAUGGUCACGAAAUCUUUGCAGGACGAAUCCUUGUUUCCUCCUCAAUGCUGCCACAACCCGAUAAAAGGCUCAGGUAUGAAGAAGAUGAUAGGAGCUGCAUUGGUGCAAGAACAAAAGAAGAGGGCAACCGAGCUCAGUGAUCCGGACCGAACUUACUGUUCAGACUUGACAUGCUCUCGAUAUAUCUCGCCAACAACGAAAUUUUGGCCGGCUUUUAUUUCAAACACAGUUGGUACCUGCAAGUGUGGUGUAUGCACGUGCAGGAAGUGCAAGAGGGGUGCCCAUGGGGGUAGAUAUCUAUCUCAGCUAGACAAGUCAUUGGAGAAAUUGAUGAAGAGGAAGAGAUGGCAACGGUGCACUAAAUGCGGCCGUGUGAUAGAGCUUCAAGAGGGCUGUCCUCAUAUCACGUAA
This is a messenger RNA of Penicillium expansum, 882 nucleotides long. RefSeq names its product Zinc finger, RING/FYVE/PHD-type. The record is from RefSeq and is a predicted model, not a curated record. NCBI's taxonomy places the organism in Eukaryota, Fungi, Ascomycota, Eurotiomycetes, Eurotiales, Aspergillaceae. Gene Ontology annotation, biological process: positive regulation of proteasomal ubiquitin-dependent protein catabolic process; ubiquitin-dependent protein catabolic process; protein polyubiquitination. Gene Ontology annotation, molecular function: ubiquitin protein ligase activity; ubiquitin conjugating enzyme binding; zinc ion binding. Bases 1 to 882 code for a protein of 293 amino acids. The transcript has a single exon. Gene Ontology annotation, cellular component: cytoplasm; ubiquitin ligase complex.